This is a messenger RNA of Porites lobata, 7149 nucleotides long. NCBI's taxonomy places the organism in Eukaryota, Metazoa, Cnidaria, Anthozoa, Scleractinia, Poritidae. The record is from the annotation of a GenBank genome assembly.
AUGGUAUCUAAAUUGCAAGUCAUUCUCGUUGAUAUGCAGUUCUCACUCGGUAGGUUCUAAUUUGGAAAGUUGUAGGUAGAGAUAGUAGUUAGUGAUGUGGUAGAUAUUUGGCACUAUGCAAAUAGCCCACGCUCAAUAUAUAUUUUUUAAAUUCUAACAUGACUCCAAGUCUUUCUGCUCAUUUUUUCUUUGUUUGGUUUGUUUUUUUUUUUUUCUCUGCUCAAGUCUCUUCUGGGAAUCGCGAGACAACGGAGUAGUGAAAAAUUUGCAAUUUAGUGCCUAAAGCAUCGGAGUCAUUUAGAAUUUUAAUGUAUCGGACGUUGGCUUUGUAAUUUGCGUUACUUUUGAAGAGAACUGACACCACUUUUAACAUUUUGUCUAGUCACCUCGCACCACGGUUUCUUCUGGUAUAUUUGCUGGAUAUUUCAGUAAAAAACGACCACCUCAAGUUCUCUAUCAUGCAACGUAUCCGAAAACUAACCUACCAAGACAUAUUUAACAAUUAUUCUUUGAAAUCGAGGUGAAUAGUGGCUAAAUAUUCCCAAAGCCACUAUUCACCGAGAUUGAAAAGAAUAAUUGUUUUAGUACAUACACACGAAGUGAUCUCAACAAAAUCAGAGAGGAAACCAUUAAAAAGUACGAUUUGAUUGACAGAUCAAAUCACACGUAAGUUAAAAAAUAGAUCUUUGCAGAAUUUUCAAACAUGGCAAUUCACAAGUUUAUCAUUUCGCAAACAACAGCGUAAUGGCUUAAAUGGAACGCUAAAAGUUUGAACUGUUUCCUUACCUGAGAAGAAAAGUAGAGCUUUGUUGUUUUCCGUUGACUCGCCAAGUUGAUAGCCUAAACGGUUUGUUGUGCCGUUCUUCGCAUGAAGUGCUGACAAAAAUGCCGGCUCGGUUGGUCGAGGUAAGACGUCGUCUUCCUGUAUCAUUCUUUUUCCUGUUUACUUGAAACGUAGAAUUUCUGCAAACAUUUCCUUUUAAAUUUGUUUGUCAAAAAUAAACUUCGAUUUUUGAGCCAAAAUUUUCUUGUUAGAAAACGCUGAGUUCACGAAACGGCUUCUUCUUCUCGAAUACACGGGAGUUGUAAAGAAUCCAUCGAGCACAAAAACUCAGCUACAGUAAAUUGAAAAAUGCCCUACUGAAUCCUUCCAAGUCUUUUCUUGCCUUAAAAAAAGUCAGCCCUAGGAUUUUGUCGACUUUUAAAAGAUCGUUCUCUAAAAAAAUGGGAAAAACACCGAGCUCACACAUUAUCCACUCGCUAGGAGGUUGAAUAGUUCAAGAUAGCGAACCAAUCAGAUUGCUUAAAUCACCAAGAUCACUGAGUGUGUAUAUACCAAUAUGACAUAUUACGUUGUCUCGCGAUAAAAAUGCAAAUACAGUUCUUAGUGAAAUGACAAUAACUCUCAUAAUAACAACUCUAGGAAACAUCUUACAUUUUCCCUUAUUUUUUAUAUCGAACAAGUGAAUUCAAUGUUAUUUUCAAAAGCACCCAGUCUUAAUCAGAUGGAAGAAUUCGCUUCCUUUUAUAGGAAUCUCUGACAUGCUGGUUAGUUGGAUAGUGCAGAGCUAUAGUGCAUUGGUCAGAGCACUCGCCUCAUACCAAUCCAGCCCGAGUCCCGGCAUCAACGAGUUUCUCGUUGUUUCCGUAGCAGGAUAAGCUCAGUCGGUAAAGUUCUUGACUGCAGAGCGAUAGGUCGUUGGUUCGAUUCCCGGGGAAGGACUGAGAAAUGAAAAAGGUACUCCGGAUCCCUUUGCACUGCAAGCGGUUAGACCUUCGCGUGGCUCGGAUGAUCACGUAAAAUAGCGGUCCCGUUUCCAGUUGGAGACGUAAAAUAGUGUCGCCAAUUAGUACUUUCGUGCUAAAUACAUGGUACCAACUGAUGUCACGUUAAAGAAUCGGUUUUCUCGUUUUUUGCUUCUCUUUCGUAAUAACGAAUUCCAAGAAUCUGAGAUCAGGAAUCUAAUUUUGGAUUCUCUCAAAUGAUGAUGACAAGACUUUUUUACAUGCAAAACUUUGAACUGUUUGACAUUGUUUCUUUUGUUUCAGCAUGGGAGAUUCCAGAUGAUGGAGUUACUCCAGAAAACAAAGUCACUUGCGAAAAUGAUCGUCUUAAAAUAAACUGUGGAAACUCCAGCAUGGGACUGGUCAUAUACUCUGCACAGUUUGGGCGAACUGAACCGGGUCAUGUGAUUUGUCCGUACAGUGGGGAUAAGAAUGAUCAGAACUUUAACUGUGGCGAGAAAGACGUCACUGAGGUGCUUAAAGGCAUGUGUGCAAAGAAAAGCAAGUGUAAAGUUAGAGUCAAAAGUGUUUUGUUUGGGGAUCCUUGUCCGUAUACCGCGCACCCUUAUCUUAACUUGGUGUAUGCCUGUGGUAAGUGUGUGUGAGUUGAGUCAGUUUAUUAUGACAAAUGGGUCUAAUCUCCACCAUUAGGAAAGCGUUUUUGCCCCGAGGGGUAAUCAAUAAAGUUUUAGACGAGGAGGCUUCCUCCCGAGAUCCAACUCCUUACCCUUUUAUAUACCAAUUUUGACAAACGGUACACCUUUAACAUACCUAGUUAAUAACUUUGCAUUCCUUUUAACUGCUGUAAAUUCACCGUCUUUGAAAUAAGAAUAUACCAACACACCAGAACUUGUCCUCGACUUUUUCAAAGCCAUAAAAUGCAUCUGUAAAACAUUUUAAGCCUUUUUACAGACCGAAAUGACAGAUUUAUCUUCCCUUUCACAUACCACUAUAUACCUAUUUACAGCAGUUAUUAAGCAGUUAAUGCACCGUCUUUAAAAUAAAAUGGAGGUGAUAAUAUUUUCCUUCUAUAUUUUCGCUAAUUAGCCUUCUUCACCUCGAUUUCACCUGCAGAAUUCUAGAGAAAUUUAACCUUGAAAUGAUGCACCGUGCGCAGAUAAAAGAAUAACAAAAUUUGGGGCCUUUUUGGAGUAAGGUGUACGAGUUCCUGUCAAAUACCUUCUUUGGGUUAUCGUACAAGUUCAGAAGUAGGUUUUAAGCACAGUUUUUUUCGCAGGACCAAGAAACGAAAUGUACGUGAAUUUCCUUUGAAUUCCAAGUUUCACAUUGUUCAGAAUUAAGAACAUAAUUAUAAGAGCAACUUCUUGAAAGGUUUGCCGGACGAUUUUACUUGCCUCGGAGUCAAAUCUAAGUGGUUUUUGGAGUUUCUGUUAGUUUUUCCUUGUCACAUUUUCAGUGCUGAUGGCUCUUUCAUAUUCAAGGCACAUUUUCAGGCCGAUCUCUUUUCCGUCUCUUUUCCCUUGAAGUUCAUAAUCUUAAUCUUUCAUAUUUCGUAUCGUCAAUAUCUUUAUCUGUGUGAUUAAGCAAAUAUAAGGAAAUAAUUCCACGCAUUUGAUAUUUCACAAUCCAUAAACCUCAGAAAGAAGGGAUACAAGCUUUCGGCGCAACAAUUUAUGGGAUCGUUAGGGUUAUUAGUUAUUGGUGUUACUGGUUGUUUUUGUAUGCCAUUGACCAAUCAAAACUGAUGCUUGUUUACCCAAACAACACCAGAAAAUGUGGCGCCGAGGGCUUAUACAAAUACAAAAAAUGUAUUUCUUUUUUUUAUUAUUUAUCCUUCUUCAAGAAUUGCAGAAAAGAAAAAAACCCUCUUUGUACACGUCAUCAAGUACUAUUAUCAUGGCAAAGAGCACUCCGAUAAGCACAUUAACAACGAACACGUUACCAUCAACAACCUCAAUUGCAAGCUUCUCAUCGAUAAUGAUUACCUCAACUGUCAACAUCGUGGCUACCCGAAGCACCCUACUAUCGUCUCGAGAACAUGUUACAGUUCACACCACCACUACUGAACCAAACGAUUCAAGAGUCAAGGCGGUAAAUACUCUUCAGGUGGAACAAGUUGUUUCUACAGCAAAAUCCGAGGUUGGAUCUCUCGGCAUUUCUGGCACACUUUUUGUGUGGUUUUUGUUCUUGCAAGGUAUAAAUACCUCAUUACCUUAGUUAUCUACCCAGCAGAAGCAAAUGCAUGUACGGUUCAAGGUGAUCCUCGGGUUAUACUGAAUGAUUUCAACCAAUGUCAUUAAGUUUGCGUAUCAAUUUACCUUUCUUAACAACUAUUCAAUGGAAUUGUCUUAAUUUUAUGUCCAGGACUCCAUCCAUCCAUCCAUCCAUCCAUCGUGCAAGCAUGCAUACAUGCAUCUAUUUCAUGUCCAUGCAUCCAUGCAUCGAUGCAUUGAUGUAUCCAUCCCAUACAUACAUCCAUGCAUCCACGCAUAUAUCCACUCGUGCACCCUUCCAUUUAUCCAUCCAUCCAUCCAUCAAUCCAUCCAUCCACCCUGCAUCCAUCCAUUUAUUCACUCAAAAGAAAAAUUACAUCCAGUGCGCUUUAAGUUCUUUAGUUCUAUUUAAUCUUUUGGAUGGUAACUUACGGACCCAAAAAGUUAUUUCAGCCCAUUGUAGCGAAAUGUGUGACUCAAAUUUCAGUAGAAGAGACCUAUCAAAUAUUUAUGUCAGGCCAUUCUGGAACUCAUUCCAGCCGUUUGGUCUAAGUAAGCCCAAGUAAAUUGGACUGUAAUGGUCCUAAGUUCUAAUUCAAAUUAGAGCGUAACGAGGAACUGUAUCUGAUUCACGGACACGACACCAAAACCACAGUUUGGAUAAUUGUUUGGAAUUGACCGUGUAGUGGCAUUUUUUUUCGUAGAUCACUCUUCGGAUUGUAUCACCGUAUUUUUUGCCACAGUUGCUGGCGCCCUCAGUUUGGCUCUGAUUGUUGGUGUUUUUGUGUAUUAUCGACAACACGAGAAUAAGCAUCAGCUAAAUGUCAAGGAGGAACCAAAACUGAGCGGAUAUGGGACAAACGAAUCAAAGACUUUAGAGGAAGCAACCAAUUCCUUUCUUCUUGGGCCCAUUAAGACCCCACCUCCUCCUGAAUACGUUUUGGAAGGUUACAACUGGGAUCCUGAAAGCACAGCGUCUCAUAAGAGUGUUCGCAAUGGAUCGGUCAGUAGGCACUACAAUGUCAAAGAUGUCGGCUCCAAAAAUGUUGGUCCAAGGGAAGUUAAUGGGCACAACCGGUUAGUUUACACACGUCUUUGGAUGAAAUAUGUUUACUGUUGCAAUUAAAGCCUGUUAAUUCACGAUUCAGGAAAGGUGACAGAGCAGUGAUGUGCAUUUAUGUGCAUUUCUCGGCCAAUUGAUUGGUUCGUACUGUUCUGACAACGUAAUGAGAUUGAUAGACUUGUUAUGGCAAACCCCUCUGAAAAACCAGUCCGAGUAGGAUUGAGGGCAAGUUGCUUUAGACCUAUUUUGUGUUGUUUGGAAGUAAGAGACCUGAAAAAUAAAAAUUCGCAGGAAAACAAUUCAUGCCAAAAAACAAAACAUGUUUGAUUGAUAUGACUGACGUCUGAAAGUUAAAAUACCUACAAACGUUUCAUUGUAUAGAAAUAAAGCUUUUGGGUAUUUUUUUUUUUAAUUUUAAGAAGUGCACAAUAUUUUAAAAUCUAGUAACCCAGUUUACGAUAAGGAAGAACAAUUGCUCUCAUCUCAAUUUUCGAAAGCUGUAAAAAUCACGAGUCCGCGGAGUUUCAUUUUAGGGAUCUCUGUGCAUGUGAAAAAUUUACAGAAAGAAGCUUUCCAAAACAACGUUCAUCGCAGCUAUUCUGAUUGUAUGGUAGUGCGCAACUUCAAUUUAUUUUGCUACUAGAGAGCACAAUAAGUCCAUUCCGAGGACGUAUUACCCGCCAUUUUUAAGACGAUCACCGGCCAGUCUGAGUAUCCUCAUGCUAGAAUAGUUCCAAACAGCUCCCGCAAAAUCGGUUUGAGGACAUGAGGGUGGCCCGCCUUCCAUUCAAGUAAUCCCAUUCACGAUCCCAUUCGCAGCAAAUUUACACCACGCAUUUUUAUUUUGCAUUACAUGUAAUUGCACUUUUAAUUUAUCAUUUUGCCUCAUUUUUUCCAGCUACUGCAAUGUGAAAAAUGGAUACACGAUGUGACACCUUACAAUUCACCGUGGAAUCCUUAUAGCCACAUUCACCUCAACAACGCACAUUCAGUUCACAUUUAAAACCAUUUAAAGAUCGUAAAAUGUCAUCGCUAUGUGCAAACCAUCAAGUAUCUUUCAAGAUGAAUACGUGAAGGUCCGAAAGUUUUAAGUGAUCACCCCCUGAGGUUACCCGAGGGAUGAAGGCGUCUUAAAAAAAGCUUUAGUGAAUUAGUGAAUGAAUUCAAUUAUGAUCAAUUGACGACUGCCUUACAGCAUAAAAUUGUAGGGUACUGUAUAAUUUUUUACGCAAAAAAGAAAGACCCAGUGUGCCCUUGAUCAAGAUAAUAUGGGCGCAAUGUCACUCCCAUUUUUGCCCGACAGUCUGAAGAACAUAAGUUUCCAAUAACCAAACGUCUCACAAUAUUAAAUAACAUUCACAAAAUCUCGACAGGGCGGUGGUUCAGGAGGUUUAUGAUAGUUUGUGAGCGAGUCUUGUUUUAAAUGCUAAUAUCCUGGGCUUGCUUGCUAAAAGUAGGGCUGUUGUUAAAUUAAAAUUAGAAACCAUUUUCAAAGGAAUAACUCUAAAUUCUGUCUGCAAACAUAACUUAAAAGCGACAGACGAUAAAUAGUCAUAAACCCAGUUUUCCUACAACCUGGACCAGAAACCAAAGCUGCCCUUGGAACCGACCAUUAUGUAAUAAGAUACAAGUUUUUUCCUUCUUUUUCUUCAGACUGUCGUUAGAAGCCUCUGAUUAUUAUCCAAGUUUCGAUGCAACUAUUGUUCGAGUUCAAAGACCAGAUGGUACCAUUGUAUCUUUUAAGCCAUACUGUAACACUAACGAAUCCCCUAGGAAAGGAGGAGGAGGGAGGAACGUCGAUGCGGAAGAAUAUUGGAAAGCAAAAAAGAUAAAGGAGAAAGAAUCUAAUGAAGCGUUCCUUUAUUAAAAUUGUCAGUUACCUUUCCUCGUUUAAAGGUAUCGGUCAUAUUAACAGAAAUGAUACCGUAAAAUCCCAGAUAUAAGCCACUCGAUUAUAAGCCCAUACAGGAGCCGAUUAGUAGUUAGUAUUGGUAAUCGGCUCCUGGUACAUAUAUUUGUAAACAACCAUUUUAUUCCAUUUUUUACCCUCCCCGGGUACAGUAUCAUUUAUUUAUUGCCAAAAAAACCCUGCUUAUUACGGUUAUAAGCCUAUCCAGGUACAAGCCC